Molecule: messenger RNA, 4124 nt
Organism: Bactrocera latifrons
Lineage: Eukaryota; Metazoa; Arthropoda; Insecta; Diptera; Tephritidae
Exons: 5
Coding region: 774-4061 (1095 amino acids)
Biological process (GO): regulation of transcription by RNA polymerase II
Cellular component (GO): chromosome
Molecular function (GO): chromatin insulator sequence binding
Source: RefSeq, a predicted model, not a curated record
AUUCAGUUAAGCAUAUCCGGAAAUGUUAUUGUGGUGGUAUGAGAGGUAUGCUGCUACUGGAAAAAUUACUAAGUUUUUAAGCUUUCCACAUAUACAGUUGUACCUCCCUAACUCGAAUUCACCAUAAUUCACAAGCAACUUCGWGUUAGAGACACUUAGAGUUAUGGAAGGAAAAUCUUAUGAAAUUGAACUUAAGAGUUGGAGUUAUAAAAGUUCGAGUAAUGGAAGUUCAUCUGUAUAUGCAUAUUUAAUUAGAUUCAGUUAUAGGCCUACUAUAUCCAUUUCGGAGUUCGUUGCAAUUACUGUUGCAUAAAGUAAGGGUGUCGCAUAUUUGAUUGGGCAAUCAAAUAAUAAUUCCAGUGCCAGUUUAUUAUAGCCACCACUGUUUAGCGUAUCGGUCGGGUUAUUUAUACAGAAACCAGCUUAUAUUAAUAUAAUAAUGUGUAAUGUAGCGAAAUUACUACACAUAAAUAUAGUUAUAAGAAGUCACCAUAGUAAAACGUGUAAAUAUUAAUGAAAUAAUGUAAAUUCUCAAUAUAYUUCAUUCAUAUUAUUUUAUGCCUUAACCCCUCUAAUUUCGUCCUUUUCAAACACUAUUCGUUUGAAGACAGCUGUUUGAAUGAACGCGCGUACUCAAUCAUUUAAAAAUGCAGUUAUUUUGGUUGGGGGUCCCGUUUCAUGUGUUAUUAUUUUAUUUUGCAAACUAAUUGGAUUUUUCUCUCCCAAAUUACUAUAUAUAAUAAUAUUUGUAAAACAAAGCUCACGUGAUAAAAAUGGGAGACACUCAAAAUGAGUUGAGUCAAUUUGGAGAAUUAGAAUUCACAAAAUGUGGCGAAAUAAAAAUGUGUGCUAAGCGCUAUGAUUUUCAAUUAAGUUGUGUCCACUGUGAUAGUGUAUUUUCCCAAAUGGCUGUUUUCGCACGACAUCUAUAUUGGGAACACCAAUUGGGUUGUGAAUUACAAGGAAAAGAGCRAGGACGAAAUGAUUUAAGUAUUUACACCGUUGAAGAGUUGCUUACCAAUAAAAACAUUGAGAAUACCUCUUCGGACAAUGAAAAUAUCUGCAACACAACUUCUGAUGAAGAUGACACUGGUUUUGGCAGCGACGAGGAAUUAGAAAAAGAAAUUCAAGAAUUACUGACAAGUAUUGCCUCUGCCAAUUCCUCCUGCAACAAUGAAACGGAGUAUUCUGAAAAUGUUUCCAGUUUCGAGCACACAAAGAAUAUGCAUGGAAGCGAUAAAAACUUGCAAGAAAAAGACAUAAACAGGCACAAAAUAAACCUUCAAAAAAAUUUUGGAAGUGAGGCGUCGAAGGAAUCGGACACUGCAGACGCAAAAAUCUUACCUAAAAUAAUUACUAUUGWAAGCAAAAAUGUCAAUGAUUUCGRUAGAAGUAUUGUAAAUACAAAGACCAAUGGUGAAGUGCACAUGAACUAUACUUCAACAGAUCCUAAAAAGUCAACAAACUUUAUUAAGAAAAGUAAUUACACAAAAGAAGAAGUAAAUUACUCUGAGCACAAGGAAACAAAGUCUGAAAAUGCAGCACAAUUUGGAAAGAAAUUACCACUAAAACAAUAUUUGGAAAGCAAAAACUUUCUUUUGCAAAGUGAUGAUGAAAGCAGAAGUAAUAUCGAUUGGCCCAAAAAGUGUACAGGAAAUAAAAGGAAAGAUUUUGUUAGUAGUGUAUUGAAAUUGAACCCAAACGAAAUGCUAGCAAACCAAAAUAAACUAGAAAAGUUGCCAAAUAUUGGCGAUAUAGAAAGUGUUCGAUCUGCUUUGGAAGAUCAGACUUCAAAUACCCCAUGCAGUGAAAAAAAGACAAAUAAAGAAAUUUGUAUUGAGAAAGAUUGCAAUAAUAUAUUUACUUUAAGCGAAGACUUGCUAUUAUCCAAUGCAUCCAAUGAAGAAGAAAAUUACAAAAAGGGAAACAACUCCAGUGUUCAAGACAAAGAAACAAUUCUUAUGAAAACUAAUAGUACCGAAGAAAAACUAAUAGAAAUUAAAUACGACGCACCUACAAUGAAUGAUUACAGCUCUUAUCACAAAGCAUAUAUCAGUUACCUUGAGACAAACGAGAACUGCGGCUCUACUGAAGAAACUAUAAGCCAACAAUCAAAAAGUACAACACAUGAAAUGAAUAUUGAAAAACCGCUUGAUUUGAGUUUCAAUAAAUCCAAUGAAUGGGCUGAUAUGGAACUGGAGGAAAUUUCUGAGCUGCUAUCAAUCGAUGAGAAAGCCACCACGGAAUUGAUUACACAAGAACUUGACAAAUUAUUAGUGCAACAACAUACGAACUAUACUGAUAACCCCACGUCGUUAUUGAAUUCUGACCAAUURCAAAUAUCUGAUAUAGUCGUCGACAAUUUAUUGCCGCCAUUUUCCAAAUUUUUCACAAACAAUGARAACACUUUAAAAAAUUCCAAUAAUUUUAUGACACAAUCAACACCUAAAGAAAAGAAUAAGAAGACUAAGGAUCUCGCAAUAAAAACUACAAAAACAAAGGAGUGUAUUUCAACUGGAAUUUCACCAAUUAGCACCGAAAAUGUUGAAAACGUCAUACCGGAACACAAAAUGCACACAUUUUGCAGAAAUUUGCAACGCAGAUUUAAAAUUUCGAAACGUGUAACACAAUGCGACGAAAACGAAAAAAAAUCAAAGAAAUCAAAGCAAGAUCACGARAACACGGAAAUUAUGCAAGAAAAUAAUAGUACAAAGAAACCGGAUAUUGAAAUAUUGAGCGUUGAUAUAAUUCUACCAAAUGAGAAUGAAAAUCAAAAUGCGUCUGCAAAUUUUGGCAAAGAGCUACCAGCUGAAAAUAAUGUAGACGUUUUGCAAAUUCCGAGUGUUAUACAAAAAAUAAACAAAGUCGAUAAUUGGGGAGUGAGUACAUCCGAGAGUAUUAUUGAAGAUUUGACACCGUAUUUGAAAAUCGAAAAACCGGCGGUUUUAGCAACCGAUUUAAGCUCCCACGCCGCAGCUGAUAGCACCAGCGAACAGCAACAACCCUUAUCAUAUGUACACGAAAUUGAUUAUACGCAUAACGAUUCGCUAAAUCAGUUAAAAUUAAAUACUAUGGCUGACGAUAAACCGUUUUUUAAUACAUCUAUGGAAAGCUGUUUUAACGUUACAUUGCCUUGCGASAGCCAAAACAAUGCAGCUGAUGAAAGCAUGAUCUCCACUGCAUCGGAAGAAGAGCGAGAAAACUACACGCUACUAUGUUCUAUAGGCUUAAAAAUCAUUAUGAACCCCAACGCAGAGGAUGAAUUAAACUUAGCGCAAAUGGAAGAGAUGCGUGCAAAGGCAAAUACAUUUGCGAAAAUUUACGCUGAAUUUAAGUAUCUUUGGAAAUUUAGYAGAGGCCUCAAAAGCUAUGAACAAUUAGAGCUAGAUUUCAAUAGACUAAUGCAACGUUUAAACGAACAUUAUAAAUUCGAACUGACCAUAAGCCAAACGAAACGUAUUGUGAAUUUGAUUUCAUUAUGGUAUAAGCAAACAUAUCACACGAAAUUUAUGGAGAAAAAACGUAUCUUAAAUAAAGUACAAUAUUAUUUGAACACUUUUGCAUAUUUGCCGAAAACUACGCGACGCAUAUUUUAUUGCGAAGAGUGUCCACGUUAUUUUCUUGCACAGCAGAAAUAUUUUGCUCACCGUCAGGGACACAACGCGCUAGCGCCCACUUGCAACAAUUGUCAAGAGAGCUUUAUGAUUCGCAAAGARCUGCACUUGCACAGCAAAUUGUGUGCUACAUACAAAUGCAUGGAAUGUGCCAUUAAAUUUGAUAACGCCGCCAAUCUAGAAUAUCAUGUACGCAACAAUCAUAUAUUUCAGUGUGAGAAAUGUGGAAAAUUAUGCGCUACAGCGGCAGAUUUAGAUUGGCACGAACAUCAGUAUCCCAUAAUUUGUGGCUUGUGCAAUCGUUUAUGCGAAACGGCUGUCGAAUUGCAAAAGCAUCGGCAAGAAUCCUUUCACUGGGACUACACAUGCCGGACAUGUGAGACAUUUCUCCCUACGGCUACGCAAAUGAAGCAGCACCUGAGGCUAUGCAUGGGCAAUAAAAUGUAAUAUUUUUGAUAUAUUUACAUAUGUAUAUACAUAUUUUUUUUAAUCCACCAUAAUUUUAAUCAA